AUGAGUAUGCAACAAAACCUCUUCGCCUUAUUCUACCUGGCCUCUCUUUGGUUCUUUUUGGGAGAGGCUGCAUCCCUACAAGCCGGUCCUAAGUUCGUCUGGCGCGGUGCAGGUAGGGCUCCUCAAGACGUUAAGGCAGCUGGCGGCUUUCUACCUAAAGGUCUCACUGCAGUUGGAGAGGUAGCCCCCGAAAUUAGCCUUUGGAAACAUGUUGACGUCCCCGAGGAGUUUGACGAGGAUGGAAACCGUGUAGGCCUUGGGUCAACUGAAGACGAUGACGGCUACACUUCAUUCACUUCAUCAUUCUUCCUGGCGCUUGGUUAUGCCUUUUACUCGCGACAGCAGGACACGACAUGGAUUUACAGGGUCAAAACGACUCCGAACAUGAUUGAUGUUGCGAAGACACUGGGCAAACACAACAUUUACAGUGAAGAAGAUGAGUAUGCAGCCUUGGGAGGUGUCAAGUGGGACCAGAUAGUCUCCUGGCGCAAGGAAUAA
This is a messenger RNA of Colletotrichum higginsianum IMI 349063, 498 nucleotides long. Its product is annotated as Cholera enterotoxin subunit A2. Bases 1 to 498 code for a protein of 165 amino acids. The record is from RefSeq and is a predicted model, not a curated record. Lineage: Eukaryota; Fungi; Ascomycota; Sordariomycetes; Glomerellales; Glomerellaceae. Gene Ontology annotation, molecular function: toxin activity. The transcript has 2 exons.